Molecule: messenger RNA, 3648 nt
Organism: Elephantulus edwardii (Cape elephant shrew)
Lineage: Eukaryota; Metazoa; Chordata; Mammalia; Macroscelidea; Macroscelididae
Gene: RECQL4
Product: RecQ protein-like 4
Biological process (GO): double-strand break repair via homologous recombination; telomere maintenance; DNA replication
Cellular component (GO): cytoplasm; nucleus; chromosome
Molecular function (GO): 3'-5' DNA helicase activity; ATP binding; nucleic acid binding
Source: RefSeq, a predicted model, not a curated record
AUGGAGCGGCUGCGGGACGUGCGGGCGCGGCUGCUGGCGUGGGAGCGCGCGUUCCUGCGACAGCGCGGGCGGCGGCCCGGCCAGGCGGACGUGGCGGCCGCGCCCGAGGAAACCCGAGCGCUCUACCGGGAGUACCGCUCUCUGAAACGAGGCCUGGACCAGGCAGGCGGCGUCCAGCCCUGCAGCCCUGAGCAGUCUGCUCUGGAGGCCAACUUGGAGGCACCAGAGACCGGCUGCUGGGGACCUCACCUUAAUCGGGCUUCCACUCGGACCUCACAGCUGACCUCGGCACCCAGCCCCCGAGGGACUGUGCACGACUACGGGAAGCGCCUCAAGGCCAAUCUGAGCGGCGCCCUGCAGGUGAGGUCCAGGCAGGGCUCGAACAGAGGCACAUCUGCACUGUGGCACUUCACCGGGGCCCCAGAGCAGCCUUCAGAGUGCCUGGUGUCGUCUUCUCAGACCGAACCAGCCCCACGAACACCCACAUCAGAGGCACUUGCCCAAGGACCAUCAGAUACAGGUGCUGCCCUUACCUCACGGAAACUCAGCCAGACACCUUCCCCGCACGCGAGGCCUCUGGUGCAGCAGCACCGGCUCCAGCAGCUGCGGGCUUCUCUGAGCCUGCGUCUCGCCUCCCUGGACCCUGCCUGGCUGCAGCAGUGUCAGGAUGGGGCCUCUGACUUGCAGAGGGCCCCGGAGUGCUCUGGAGGGCCUGACCAGAGGUGGCAGCCUCAGACCCCAGGUGCCUGUCAUGGCCCCAGGAUCUCAACGCUGCAGGAAGCCAGCCACAGUGAAGGAUUCCCUCAGCUUAGCAAGAAUCAGAGACAAAACAGGGACCCCACAGCAGCCGCUUCACAAGGCCACAGCUGUCACAUGGGACUCCCACCAGAUGAACCUCCGCCGAGGGAGCCUGUGGGGAAGCAGCCUCCUCGGCCCCCCAGGAGCCCGGAGGUACGCAAGUCCCCACCCAGGCAGGUUGCCUCCAAGCUGAACCCAUUGGGCAACUACAUCAGGCUCAACCUGAAGCAGAAACGGUACACUCGGGGCCCAACCCUGAGGGGCAUUCGUCUCCGUAAACAGGUGUGGAAGCAGAAAUGGCAGAAGAAAAGGGACUGUUUUGGGGGUGGUAGGUGUAGAACAACAAUCAAGAACUCAUGCUUUCGCUGCGGGCAGCUUGGCCACUGGGUCUCCCAGUGCCCCCAGCCAGAGCCUGCCCCAGCCCAGGAGGCGGCUGGCAGAGACAAGGAAGGUGUACAGCUAUCACCCACACUGGAGGUCACCCAGAUAACAGGUGCCCCCGGCCAACUCCCUGGUGAGGGGAGCACUGGACCUGCACCUGCCAAGUGCCAGCAGCUGGGAGCCUUGAAACCCUGCCUACUCUCCACAGUACCCCCACUCUACCCACUAGGACCUUCAGGGCAGGUGGCAGAGACUCCUCCUGAGGUGUUCCAGGCCCUGGCACAAUUGGGACACCAAGCCUUCCGCCCAGGGCAGGAGCAGGCCAUUAUGCGCAUCCUGUCGGGUAUCUCCACUCUCUUGGUGCUGCCCACGGGUGCUGGCAAGUCCCUAUGCUAUCAGCUGCCAGCCAUGCUGUAUGCCCAGCGAGGGCCCUGCCUCACAGUGGUCAUCUCCCCACUCCUGGCACUUAUGGACGACCAGGUGUCCAGCCUGCCUCCAGGUCUGAAGGCCGCCUGCCUCCACUCAGGCAUGACCAGGAACCACCAAGAGAGGGUCCUGCAGAAGGUACAGGCAGCACAGGUGCAUGUGCUCAUGCUGUCACCAGAGACACUGGUGGGGACCAGGGUGGGGGGCCCUGCCUGCCUGCCCCUUGCCACAAAGCUACCACCUGUGGCUUUCGCCUGCAUCGACGAAGCUCACUGUCUAUCCCAGUGGUCUCACAACUUCCGGCCCAGUUAUCUGCGAGUCUGCAAGGUGCUCCGAGAUCACAUGGCUGUGCGCUGCUUCCUGGGCCUCACUGCCACCGCCCCACGAAGCACUGCCCUUGAUGUGGCCCAGCACCUAGGCGUGCCCGAGGGGUCAGUUUCCAUCGGGCUCCCUGCCACCAUCCCGGACAACCUUCACCUCUCUGUGUCCACAGACAGGCACCCUGAGCAGGCCCUGGUGACACUGCUGCAGGGGGACAGGUUUCACACAUUAGCUUCAGUCAUCAUAUACUGCAACCGGCGAGAAGACACUGAACGGGUGGCCGCCCUCCUCCGUACCUGCCUUCCCCAGCCCGCGAGCCCCAGAGGUGGUGCCCCUGAGGCUGUGGCUGAGGCCUAUCACGCAGGCAUGUGCAGCCGAGAGCGGAAGAGGGUGCAGCGAGCCUUCAUGGAGGGACGACUGCGCAUAGUGGUGGCCACGGUGGCGUUUGGGAUGGGGCUGGAUCGGCCGGAUGUGCAGGCUGUACUACACCUAGGGCUACCUCAGAGCAUAGAGACCUACGUGCAGGCCGUGGGCCGGGCAGGACGCGAUGGGCAGCCAGCCCACUGUCACCUCUUCUUGCAGCCACAGGGUGAAGACCUUCAGGAGCUGCGCAAACAUGUGCACGCUGAUGCAGUGGAUUUCCUCGCGGUAAAGCGGCUGGUGCAGCGAGUCUUCCCACCCUGCUCUUGCCCCAAGCCAUCCCCAGACGGUGGUGAACAGGCUGCAGUCCCUGCAGAGCCUGGGCAACAGAACACCCAGGACACUGCCCCUCAGCCAAGGAAAGAAUGCCCAGGCCACACACGGGCACUGCCCAUACGGUCUACGGAGCAAGCCCUGGACAUGCCUCAGGAAGCUAUUGAAACCCUGCUGUGCUACCUGGAGCUUGAAGAACAGGGCUGGCUGGAGCUGCUGACCCCCGUCUAUGCCUCCUGCUCCCUGCACUGUCCUGGGGGCCCUACUCAACUGGACACCCUGGCCCUCAGGUGUCCCCCUGUGGCCACAUGCCGGGCGCGACAGCUGGGCAAAGACUCCGGGAGCAAUGGCUAUAUGGAGUUUGACAUGGUGGAGCUGGCGGACUUCAUGGGCUGGGAGCUAGGCUCUGUGCAGAGAGCCCUGCAACAGCUGCAGUGGGACCAGGGGCUUGAGGCAGGAGAGCCUCGGGAAACAGGUGUGCUUGUAGAGUUUGGGGAGCUUGCUUUCCACUGGCGAUGCCUCAGGGACCUGAGCAUCGAGGAGAAAGACCAGGUCUGCCAGUUCCUUCAAGGCCGUGUCAGGGCUCGAGAGAGAGAGCAGGCCCUGGCCCGCCUCCGCCACACUUUCCAGACCUUUCUCAGUGUGGCCUUUCCCAGCUGUGGGCCCUGCCUAGAGCGAGCUGAUAAGGCACGCAGCGCCCAGCUCAAAACCCUGAUCAGCAGCUACUUUGAAGAGGAGCCACGGCCAGGGCCAGAGGGCGAAGAGGAUGAGGGCCCGGAGCCAGGACAGGCCAGGCUCCAGGACUGGGAGGACCAGAUCCGCCAGGAUGUCCGCCAGCUCCUGUCCGUACGACCAGAGGAGAAGUUCUCAGCCAGGGCUGUGGCCCGUAUCUUCCACGGCAUUGGAAGCCCCUGUUACCCAGCCCAGGUGUAUGGGCAGGACCGGCGCUUCUGGAGGAAAUACCUGCACGUGAACUUCCACUCCCUAAUGCGCCUGGCCAGAGAGGAGCUGCUGCUCUGGGGCCACUGA